Molecule: messenger RNA, 216 nt
Organism: Knipowitschia caucasica
Lineage: Eukaryota; Metazoa; Chordata; Actinopteri; Gobiiformes; Gobiidae
Source: the annotation of a GenBank genome assembly
AUGGGGCAGGAUGGGGCAGGACGACGGCAGGACGGGGGCAGGACGGGGCAGGACGACGGCAGGACGGGGGCAGGACGGGGGCAGGACGAGGGCGGGACGGGGCAGGACGGGGGGGGCAGGAUGAGCCACCCCUCCCUGAAGUCCUCCAAACCAUCUGAUCCUAAUCCGGCCGGACACCUCGGAGAGCUCUUUCACCUCACACUUAGCCCUCCCUGA